AUGUCGUCCCCAGCGAUGCUGCGCACCAGCAGCGUGCUGCUGGACAAGUCGAUGUUCGCUGCGAAGCGCCGUGUCAUUGUGCCGAUCCAGCCCACACCCGGCUACCCGGCGCACUUUAUCAAGGCGUCCUUCACGACAGACCCGCUCAAGGAGAAGCAGAAGGCCCGCUUCUCCUCCGGCGGUGACGCGAUGCGCGAGGUACAGGACAUCCCCAAGCGGCUGGAGGGCCAGCGGUCGCGUGCCGAGCUCACGUCGCGCGGUGACGAGGACUUUGCGGCACUCAUCGAGUUCAUCCAGGGCGCCUCGUACGACCAGCUCAUCUCCGGCCGGCGCUUCAGAAAGAUAUAUGAGAAGCUGUCCGAGAACGACGACAUGUUCGUCUGGCUGUGCCACACUGCCAUGGCGGUACUGAACCCCGGCGACAUGCGCUCGCGGCUCAUGCACAACCACCUCAAGGCGCUCGCGGAGGCCGUGGCGAGUGGCGAGAUGACCCAGCGAACGGCGUUUCGCUUCUUCGAGUCCGCCGUGCGCAGCCCGGCCUACCGCGAGAUCGCAGCUCGCCAGCUGGAAACUGGCGCGGCUACUCGCCUGGCUGGCUUGGCAGCGGCGGCGGACGUGAUGCGCGAGAUGGGGCUGACACGGCGUCCCAUGUCGUCCUACUUUGAGCUGUAUCAGCGCAUCGUGGAGCGCAGCGAGGCCAUGACGCCGUGGGGCUUCCCGCCCCUCUUCCAGUUCGAAGAGCGGCUGGCGCUGGAGCCGCGACUGAAGUUCUUCUCGCGUGCGGGGCAGCAGCAGCUGGAGCGACGCCGCCGCGGCUCUAUCUUUUCCCCGCACACGAUUCUGCAGGGGCGGCGCAUCUUCUGGAUUCCGCCGACGUGGAACCGUGCUGGUCGCUUCAUUGGGCCGCAUAUAAACCUCUAUCCCGGCCUCACGCCUGACUAA
This is a messenger RNA of Leishmania major strain Friedlin, 942 nucleotides long. RefSeq lists its product as hypothetical. Lineage: Eukaryota; Euglenozoa; Kinetoplastea; Trypanosomatida; Trypanosomatidae. The coding region runs from base 1 to 942 and encodes 313 amino acids. The transcript has a single exon. The record is from RefSeq and is a predicted model, not a curated record.